AUGAAGCUCCCCCCCUUCGCCCUCACGGGUCUGGCUGCGCUUGCCGUGGCUACACCCAGUGCAUCCAAGUCUCCAGGUGACGGUGUGGCUAUUGGCUACAACAACGACAGCAAAUUCACGUAUCACUGCGAACGCGAUGUCACCGUCGCGCGCUGCGCCGUUGAUGGUGGUUGCUCCACCAUCGAGAAGUGCACCACCAAAUGCGUCGAAGGUGUAGCUGGUGCCGAAUGCGUCUCUGGUGAGAUGAAGGAGAAGCGUGAGAUUACUCGUGCUGCCAUGAAGCCGGGUGACUACCUGGAUCUUCCUCCUAGCAGAUACGACUGCAAAGGCAACGACAUUUACCACUAUAACGAUGAUCAGCCUGACUACGCUGGCGAUCUCGUAGAGCAUUGCCCCCAGGGGUGCUUCGAACUCCCCCAUGGCGCGGCUUGCGUCGACCGAGCUCCUCCUUCUAUUAGGCAAACAGAUGAGGGCACGGCUAACGCCGUCAACACCAACGCGAAAGGCAAAUACAAGGAGUGUACCUCUGAUCGUCGAGGUGUCCGCACAUGCGAGUUCGGCUUCUGCUACGUUGAACCUGGCGCUUGGUGCCGGCUGAAUGCUUCAUGCCGCGACGACUGCAGGUGCUGUAAGAAAGAUAAGCUUCUUUCCCGACGUAGGGAUGCUGUCGAGGCGUCUAGGAACAUUAUCGAGAUUGACCAGCAACAUGAGCUCGAAUCCUCCCCGCGCGUCCGUGAUGCUCCUGCCCCUUCACCCGACGUCGCGCCCGAUAUGACCAAUCCACCAGAUGGAGGUGCACAAUUCCCUCCCAGCACCAUGUCUCAAUCGCCCUGA
Molecule: messenger RNA, 834 nt
Organism: Cucurbitaria berberidis CBS 394.84
Lineage: Eukaryota; Fungi; Ascomycota; Dothideomycetes; Pleosporales; Cucurbitariaceae
Exons: 5
Coding region: 1-834 (277 amino acids)
Source: RefSeq, a predicted model, not a curated record